AUGCGAUACCGUGCCCUGCUCGAGAUCGUUGAUGGCCGAGACCGAACUUUUUGGCAGCUGGCGGUGAGGCGCGAAAACUACGAAGAUAUUGUCCUUAAACGUAUUUUCGUGUCUGCCUUUGCGCUAUGGGUAGCCUUCGCCCUCAAUGAUCGCACUGAGUCACCAGGCCUCAGGGGCUGCCACCAGACUUCUGUCAUGACUCAAGGAGCACUGGCGGCUCACAGUAUCCCUAGCGCGCGGAAAGAGUGGCAGCAACUCAUCAGCAGGGCGCCCGACAGCGGUACACGCGGCGAUAAUGGUCUUGUCUUCUCUAGCUUCCAUUCGGCCUCUUUUGUCGAGGAGCACUUGCGGCAUAACGUCAAUUCCGCGGCGGCUGAGCCGGUCUCUACAGACGCGAGAAGUGCCGUGAAGGAUCCACCCGCUGUGGGAUAUAUGCCGCACGCUACCACUCGGAGUAACCUACAGAAUGCUGACGACCUCACUGACAAGCUGCCAGAGUUUCUCCCGGAGCUCGGCUUCUACUACGAUCUGUACAACGGAUAUUUUGAAGGCUGGGACGAGGAAGCCCGCAGUGUGACUGGCGGAGGCGACUACGCCUUCUCCACGGGCCGCAGCUGGAGUAAGGAAGAUGGCGUACCGGAGGAGUUUUACCUGGAUGCUCUCGAAUCUCGCGGCUCACAUGACUCGGGGGGUUCCGAAGAAGAUUCUGAGGCUGAGGAACCGGAGCUUCCAGAUGUAGUUGCAAAGGGGGGCCACACGCGGUUCUACUACGGGACGGAUGUAGUGCCUCUGCCAGGUGUGUUAGGACUGCGAACUGCCAUUUCCACUGAGUUAAAGCAGAGCCAACCAUCGCAGGUCUUCAUCCCGUCGUCCUCGCCGGUCCAUGUGGCGUCGCCAGGAUUGCCAGAUUUCUCUUUUCUGCUGAUUCGACACGGGUUUAGCAUACAGGUGUUGCCCGCCGCUCCUCUUGGUCACUCACAUGGAGGAUUUUGUAGUUCUCUAUGCGUUGCGCUCCUUCAGGGAUUUCAAGCUCUCGGCAAGCCGAACCUGCGGCGCAAGCUUCCACUGCUUGCGGUCUCCAUGUUCCUUGUCGGCAUGGGACUGGAGACAGCCAUGUGUCUGUCGGGCUUCUAUUCCGUGUAUACAGUCAAUGAGGCGAAGAAGAAGGCGGAGGAAGAAGUCAAGGAAGAAGAGUUCUGGCAACGCGUUCGCGACAGAAGGGCAGCUCGUCAGGGUAUGUACACUUCGCGGCGUCUGCCUCCGCUGGCCCGCCCGCUGCUUCUCAUUUGUUGUUUUUCUAACGUCGGCUCCUAUUCACCCGCUGUCACCAUCAAGUCGGAGGAGUGA
This is a messenger RNA of Besnoitia besnoiti, 1347 nucleotides long. RefSeq lists its product as uncharacterized. NCBI's taxonomy places the organism in Eukaryota, Apicomplexa, Conoidasida, Eucoccidiorida, Sarcocystidae. Bases 1 to 1347 code for a protein of 448 amino acids. The transcript has 7 exons. The record is from RefSeq and is a predicted model, not a curated record.